Drosophila subobscura is the source of this 3440-nucleotide messenger RNA. It is a transcript of the gene POSH, whose product is annotated as E3 ubiquitin-protein ligase SH3RF1. The transcript is spliced from 6 exons. Bases 509 to 3082 code for a protein of 857 amino acids. Lineage: Eukaryota; Metazoa; Arthropoda; Insecta; Diptera; Drosophilidae. Gene Ontology annotation, molecular function: protein binding. The record is from RefSeq and is a predicted model, not a curated record.
CAGAAUUGAAUUAAUAGAUAAACGUAUUAAAAAUAAGUAUUACAAUUAAUAGAAAAUGCAAACGAUUAAUAAUUAUUAAUUAGCAAUAAAUAUUACUUAGCAAUAAGCAUUAAUUUCAACUGCCAAUAUAUGCAACAAAUGCAAAUAUAUUCCAAGUGUUCAAAUGAAGCAAGCUGGUUUCAUAUCCGUGUACACAUCCGCUUAGUAUUUGUGUUCACACGAGCUUCGGCUGCGCUUAAUACAAUUACACGAUUAAUUAAAAUAAUUUAAAAGUCCGAAGUUAAAAGUGAUAAUGUAAAUAGAAACCUAGCGAGCAAUCUGUAGUAAUUAGUUUAAAACAUAAAACAUAUUCCGAAUUUCCCAAGCCUCUCUUUGGAUUGCGUUUGAGUGUUUGUAUACCCAUGUGUGGCUGUGUGCGUGUGUGUGUGUCGUCUUGGAAUGUUGCCUUGCACGAAAUUCAAAUUGUGACCCCAUCCUUGAGAAUUUGCUUUUGAAGCAUACCUAAGAAAUGGAUGAGCAUACAUUGAACGACCUGUUGGAGUGUUCGGUGUGUUUGGACCGUCUGGAUACCACAUCAAAGGUGCUACCAUGCCAGCACACUUUCUGCCGCAAAUGUUUGUUGGACAUUGUGGCCAGCCAGCACAAGCUGCGGUGUCCGGAAUGCCGCGUCCUGGUCUCGUCCAACAUCGAUGAACUGCCUCCAAAUGUAUUGCUGAUGAGAAUAUUAGAAGGCAUGAAACAGACGGCGGCUGCUGUUAAAAGCGACAAUAAAAGUGAAGAGACCGAAACGCCCCCAGAGAAACCCAAAAUCCAACAUCACACUGAGACAGUGGCACCCACAAGCAGCACACAAGUGCAGCAGCAGCAGCAUCCGCAUCUGCACCCGCAACAGAAAUCGCAGACUCAGGUGGUUCGUCAGAAGCAACGGCGGUUCCUACUCCCGCACGCCUAUGCCCUGUUUGAUUUCGUUUCCAGCGAAGCCAACGAUCUGAAGUUUAAGAAGGGGGACCUAAUAUUGCUUAAGCAACGCAUCGACAACAAUUGGUUCGUGGGCCAGGCCAACGGACAGGAAGGAACCUUCCCCAUAAACUAUGUCAAAGUGUCCGUCCCUCUGCCCAUGCCCCAGUGCAUUGCCAUGUAUGACUUUAAGAUGGGACCCAAUGAUGAGGAGGGCUGCCUCGAGUUCAAGAAGAGCACAGUCAUCCAAGUGCUACGCCGCGUCGAUCACAACUGGGCUGAAGGUCGAAUCGGCCAGACAAUCGGCAUCUUUCCCAUAGCAUUCGUAGAGCUGAAUGCCGUGGCCAAGAAGCUGCUAGAUAGUGGAGUUACGAAUCAGCAACCGUGCCAUCCGCCACAGCAUCAGCAGCACCCGCAGCGUGCGCUUCCUCCUGUUCCCAUAAUUGAUCCCACAGUUGUCACAGAAUCCAGCUCUGGCUCCUCGAACAUUACGCCGGCCAGCAGCAACUCCAGCUCCACUUCCAGCUCGAACAACUGCAGUCCCAAUCAUCAGUCUUCGCUGCCAAAUACUCCACAACAUGUGAUGGCCUCUGGAUCCGGUUCGGGAUCGGUUCGAUUUCGAGAUAAGGGAGCUAAGGAGAAGCGGCACUCGUUGAAUGCCCUGCUAGGAGGAGGAGCACCUUUGAGUCUACUGCAGACCAACCGCCAUUCCGCUGAGAUUCUGAGCCUACCCCAUGAGCUGAGUCGCCUGGAGGUGGCCGCCUCUCCAGCCACAGCAGCGGCUGCCAAAGCGACUCCCGCCUCCCAGUCUGCACGCGUACUGAAGACCAAUGUGCAGCAGCAAAUGCCUCCCACUCUGCCCUGGGGGUACCUGGCGUUGUUUCCAUACAAGCCGCUACAAAAUGACGAAUUGGAAUUGAAGAAGGGCUGCGUGUACAUUGUGACCGAACGGUGUGUGGAUGGCUGGUUCAAGGGAAAGAACUGGCUGGACAUUACUGGCGUGUUCCCGGGCAAUUACCUAACGCCAUUGCGUACACGCGACCAGCAGCAGCUGAUGCACCAGUGGAAAUACGUUCCUCAGAGCUCCGAUGCGAUGCAGAUCCAUCCCCAGCAGCAGCAGCCAGUGGCGCCUGAUGUGCGCCUCAACAACAUGCUGCCCAUGCAGCCACCGGAUUUACCGCCGCGACAGCAGCAGGCAUCGACAACAGCGACUGCGACAACGACUAGCUGCUCAGUCUGGACAAAGCCAGUGGAGGCCUUGUUCAGUAGAAAGUCCGAGCCCAAGCAGGACAUAUCCACAGCCACUUCAAGCAGCAGUUCCUCUGGCGCAGUCGGACUUAUGCGACGACUAACGCACAUGAAAACACGCUCCAAAUCACCAGGAGCUUCGCUGCAGCAAACACCGAAAGAUGCGACCACCACAAGCAUUGAAAGCACUGCUAAGACAACAGCACCUCUCUUGCAUCCAGUGCAUGUCAGAUCCGGAUCAUGUCCCAGCCAACUGCAGCACAGUCAGCCGCUCAAUGAAACGACAACAACGACAGCAGCUCCCCCUUCCGCAGGUCAGCAACAUUUUCAGGGCAAGCAACAGCCUGCCGUCAGCAGUGGCAGUGUCUCUUAUGGUUCGCAACGCGUGAAGAGCAAUAAAGAUCGACCACAUUUGCUUUGCGCACGCCAAUCCUUGGACGCAGCCACCUUCCGCAGCAUGUACAACAAUGCAGCCUCGCCGCCGCCACCGCCUGCAUCCUCAAUAGCCGCGCCUAUCUAUGCUGGUGGGCAGCAGCCCGGCAGCCAGACGCAGCUGCAUGCGAACAUGAUCAUUGCACCGAGCCAUCGAAAGUCUCACAGUCUUGAUGCUGGCCAUGUGCUCUGCCCCAGCAGUAACGGCAUCACCGAGGCGGCCAUCAAGGCCAGUGCAACAACCAAGUCGAUUUAUUGCACGAGAGAAAGUCGCUUUCGUUGCAUCGUGCCGUAUCCGCCCAACAGCGACAUCGAACUGGAGCUGCAUGUUGGCGACAUCAUCUAUGUGCAGCGAAAACAGAAGAACGGCUGGUACAAGGGCACACAUGCGCGCACCCACAAAACCGGGCUGUUCCCCGCUUCGUUUGUCGAACCGGAUAUCUAAGCCCAAGCAUUUAUUAGGUGAAAUUCCAAAUUACUUCUCAAAAUUCAUUCAAUCGCCGGUCGAUUUGGGCUUCCAAUUUUGUAAUCUCUUUAAUACGGAAAUCAUUUAUACUCGAAUACGGAAAUCGCGGAUGUACUUUUUAUACGAUCUUUAAUCAAAAAUGCCACAACCCACUAGUGUGUGCGUCUAGAGCAACGAGUUACUUAAGCACUUUGAAGGAUAAGUUAGAGAGUGAAAUCGAAUAAGCAAAAAUAUUUUAGAAUUGGCGAAAUCCCACAUACUAUUUGUGCCCAGUUGAAAGUUACAUAUUUGUAAUAUACGAACGUAAGUGUAAUAACAAAAAAUGUAUACACACGAA